AUGUGCAAGAAAUGCGGUGAGUUUGCUUGCGCUUUAUGGAUCACGUUCGAUUACUUUGCGACCACCGCUUCCAUCUUCACGAUGUUGGCCAUCUCUAUGGACCGGCUGUGGUCCGUCACCUGGAGUGUUCACUACAGAAACAACAACACGACUAGAAAGACGAUUGCCAUCAUCAGCGUCGUCUGGUUGCUUGACGUCAUCCUCAUUCUACCGGCGAUAAUUGUCGACCGCGUCCGGGAACACCCGAAGUGGAGCGAUCCGACGCUACCCGGAUUCCGAUACGACUGCAUCUGGGAUCCGGCUCGGAACGUCGCCUUCGUUUACUCGGUGAUGUUCGUCUGCUACCAGGUUCCUCUCGUCCUCAUGAUCGUCUGCUAUUUCCGCGUGUAUUACGUGCUAAGAAAACGCGCGAAAAUUCGUCGCGCGGCCCUUGUUGACCGGGUUGCAUCUCUCGCCAGCUCGGCCUACUUGCACAAUGCUGCCAGCGCUACCAGCAGCAACAAUCGCGUCAACAAUGAACAGAACGUUCCAAUGGAACGCAUGUGCGCGGAUCACCCUCGCGCGUCCUUGAACGUCCCAGGGGCAAGCGCGUCUGCCAGACAAAAUGUAGCGUCUACAACGUCCACCGCCCCCGUCGAGGUAACCCGUGGCAACAGCAGACGCACUUUCACUACGCUCACCUACAUUCUCGCCUCGUUCGUAUUUUGCUGGGAAAUUUUUCUCGUCAUGUUUGCUAUGAAGGCGAUAGAUCUGAGCAGCAUUUCUUACACGACCUACGUGCUGCUGUUCUGGCUGCCAUAUUUUAAUAGCACCUUGAACCCCGUCCUGUACGGUAUCAGUAGCUCGGAAUUUCGAAAGGCUUUUCGUAUGAUUCUACAUUGCAAAUAA
Priapulus caudatus is the source of this 888-nucleotide messenger RNA. Its product is annotated as 5-hydroxytryptamine receptor 1A-alpha-like. NCBI's taxonomy places the organism in Eukaryota, Metazoa, Priapulida, Priapulimorpha, Priapulimorphida, Priapulidae. Gene Ontology annotation, molecular function: G protein-coupled receptor activity. Gene Ontology annotation, biological process: adenylate cyclase-activating adrenergic receptor signaling pathway. Gene Ontology annotation, cellular component: membrane. The record is from RefSeq and is a predicted model, not a curated record. The transcript has 2 exons. The coding region runs from base 1 to 888 and encodes 295 amino acids.